AUGCUUUCUCUGAGUUCUUGUGUAUGCAAAUCAUUUAUGAGGCAAGUUUUCAACUGUCCUAGAAAGCUAAACAUUGGCAGUGUGUUGUUAGCCCUCCUCUCUCUUGGCCCCUGCAUCAACAGAGAGCUCUGGGACCUUAACAGUGACUCAGAGGUUUGGGCUUUCCCAGUAGAGGGACAUUUCUUUGAGCAUCAUCUAUCAAAUUUAUUUCAAUGUAUGAUGUUUUUACAACUGGUCAGUUCUUUUGUACUCUUACAGCUAUGGCUACUUGAUUGCCCUCUUACAAUUUGUUCUACAUGA
This is a messenger RNA of Pipistrellus nathusii (Nathusius's pipistrelle), 300 nucleotides long. NCBI's taxonomy places the organism in Eukaryota, Metazoa, Chordata, Mammalia, Chiroptera, Vespertilionidae. The record is from the annotation of a GenBank genome assembly.